UGUAAAUGUCAUGUUACACAUGCAUUGUUUGCCUUUUUCUUAUGUGUGUCUCAUCUCUCUUCCCUUAGCCUCAUCUCAUCUCUUGUCUCCUCCCCUACUUCUCACUCUAGCUCAUUCCAGCUUCAACCUGCAUUCAGUUACAUGCUCUGUUAGCUGUUCACACUAUGAUUUUUUGACCUAUCCAUUUGUUCAUCGGUAUUUGAUCUACACAGUUUUAAAUAAACUUCUUCAUGAUCUUCAAGGUGUCAUUGGAUCGAGUCACUGUCAGCCAAUCUACCUAAGACUGCAGUUAUAGACAUCUCAACACAACCAUAAUGGAUUUGUCUGUACCUGUUGAAGAUAAUGAACAUGUUCAGAAUACUGAGAGCCUUUGUAGAGAGGAUGAUAUUGAGUUUGUCAGUGAGGGCUCAAUACGACCUAUCCUGGAAUGUAUUGAUUUAAUUAGUAGUGAUGAAGACUCAAAGGAUUCUUUUGUUAUUAGAAAAGCGAAGGACCAUGUUGACCGUCAGAAGGACAGAGUGGCUUCAACUCUUGAUCGCCUUGCGCUACAUGUUGAGGUAGAGAAAAAAAAUAAAGCAGAGAAAAAUAAAGCAUUUCAGGAAAAACUGCAUGAUCAACAUGCACAUGGUCUUCAAGAGCUGGAAUUCGUUAAAGGGCUGCCAGGUACAGAUGCAGCAAGAAUAUGUGUUAAUCAGUGGCUCAAAAUGCCAGGGCUGAAGCCAGGGAUAGUCUGUUCCAGCCGCAGAAAUAAGAAUCGUUUUAGAGAACAAAGUCCUGUCAGAAACACGCCCAUCAUCUGUCCUAUUGUGCACUGCAACAGAAAGUAUGAUAAUGGUCAGCUGCUCUUAGGACAUCUAAAAAGGUUUGAUCAUUCUCUGUGCGACCCAACUAUUCAUCUUCAUGGAGCUCCUUCAAAUUCUUAUGCCUGUGAUGCUUGUCUUCAACGUUUUAAUUCCCCUGAUAAAUAUGAUGAUCAUGUGACAGCAAAGGUAUUCAUUUCUGUGAACUUGUUACUUGUGAAACAUGUUGGUAAAUAAUGUAAAAUAAUUGUGAAACUUUACUCUUA
This is a messenger RNA of Xenopus laevis (African clawed frog), 1066 nucleotides long. Its product is annotated as E3 SUMO-protein ligase ZNF451-like. The transcript has 7 exons. Bases 315 to 1037 code for a protein of 240 amino acids. Lineage: Eukaryota; Metazoa; Chordata; Amphibia; Anura; Pipidae. The record is from RefSeq and is a predicted model, not a curated record.